Molecule: messenger RNA, 3180 nt
Organism: Chenopodium quinoa (quinoa)
Lineage: Eukaryota; Viridiplantae; Streptophyta; Magnoliopsida; Caryophyllales; Amaranthaceae
Product: geraniol 8-hydroxylase-like
Exons: 2
Coding region: 492-2045 (517 amino acids)
Molecular function (GO): monooxygenase activity; oxidoreductase activity, acting on paired donors, with incorporation or reduction of molecular oxygen; heme binding
Source: RefSeq, a predicted model, not a curated record
ACAUAUGAGAUGGUUAUACAUGGAAAAAUUGUCAGAAAUUACCCAUAUCUAAUACUCCCUUGACCCUUCAUACAAAAAACUUUUCAUUUUAUUCUUACUGUUUGUCUUAUAAAACAUUUCUCAUUCAAGUCUUGACUUGACUUUAUUCGAAUUGCAUUCCAAUAAAAUUGUGAUAUUUUAAUUGGGUUAUUCUAAAUUUUAACAUGUGGAUAUUAUUUUUCUGUCCUUGCAGUUUUUAGUUGAUCUCCAACGGUAUUUCUAACCAAUUUUGUCCAGUUGCUAACAUAAAUUGUAGAACUGCAGUUAUUUCAGCUUAGUGCAGUCAUUUUCAACUAUCAUAACUCAUUAUAAGUGGGACUGGUGCAAUAUGAAAUCAGUUUACAACCACAUACUGAUGAUUUUUCACUGAAGCAUAUCUCUAAGAUCUUAAAACACAAAACAUUCCAUGACUUAAAUUCUCAAAAUAAUGUAGCAUCUAUUACCAAUUGUGCAUGAACAAAAAAGUUAAAAGAAGAUUAUAUAGUAUAGUUAUAACUAUGGACUACCUGAGUUUUGUGCUGUGUCUUCUACUAUCAUGGGCUGCUAUCCACUUCCUCUUUUCAAAUGUAAGGAAAAGUCGUGAAUCGAAUCCCAGGAACUUGCCACCAGGUCCUCCCACUCUACCCAUCUUCGGGAAUCUCUUCAGCCUCGGUGCAAAACUACAUGUUUCUUUGGCUGAACUUGCCAAGAGUUAUGGCCCUCUCAUGACUCUGCAGCUCGGCCAAGUGACGACAGUGAUCGUUUCCUCAGCUGCCAUGGCAAAAGAAGUCCUUCAAAAGAAUGACCUUCAUCUCUCUAACAGGCCGGUCAUUGAUGCUGUUCGUGCACUCGACCACCAUCAUAAUUCAAUCAUCUGGAUGUCACUUUCACCUCUUUGGAGAAAUCUACGAAAAAUCACUAACUCUGAAGUUUUUUCUGCUCAUAAACUUGACAGGAGCCAAGGUCUUCGAAGGGAAAAGGUAAGAGAUCUCCUUAACUAUGUCCGAAAGCAAAGUGAAGCAGGUUUGACAGUAGACAUUGGGCAAGUAGCGUUCACCACCUCACUGAAUUUGCUAUCAAACAGCUUCUUUUCAAUGGAUUUGGGUGACCCCAAAUCUGAAAAUGCUUGCAAUUUUAGAGACACUACGCGAGGUAUAAUGGAAGAAUUGGGGAAACCCAACUUUGCUGAUUAUUUCCCUAUUUUGAAAAAGAUAGACCCCCAAGGCAUCAGACGGCGUACAAGUCUACACUUUGGGAAGUUGAUUGAUUUCUUCAACAUCAUAAUUGACCAACGAUUGCAGGGCAAGAGACUACCAGGAUCAACGAUACAAGGCAAUGAUGUUCUGGAUACCUUACUUGGCAUCAGUCAAGAAAAAUCUGAGGAAUUACCACUAUCAACAAUUCCUCAUCUGCUAAUGAACCUGUUUGGUGCAGGAACUGACACAACAUCGUCUACACUCGAAUGGGCAAUGGCAGAAUUGCUUUGCAACCCAGAAAAGCUGAAGAAAGCACAAGCAGAGCUCCAAGAAACCAUUGGAAAAGAAAACCCAGUUGAAGAAUCUGAUAUGGCCAGGCUCCCAUACUUGCAGGCCAUUGUCAAAGAAACCUUAAGACUACACCCAGCAGCACCACUUCUGGUGCCAAGAAAAGCUGACUCGGAUGUGAAGCUUUGUGGUUUUACCGUGCCAAAAGACACACAAGUGCUGGUCAAUGUAUGGGCAAUUGGGAGAGAUCCGGAGCUGUGGGAAAACCCAAACUCAUUUGAGCCAGAGAGAUUUAUGGGGUCUGAAAUUGAUGUAAAAGGUCGUGAUUUCGAGCUGAUUCCAUUUGGUGCAGGCCGUAGGAUCUGCCCUGGGCUGCCACUGGCUAUUCGUAUGAUCCAUUUGAUGCUGGGAUCACUGAUUCACAAGUUUGAUUGGAGGCUGGAAGGAGGUACUCUGCCAGAGAAGAUGGAUAUGGAGGAGAAGUUUGGGAUCACAUUGGAAAAAGCUCAGCGACUUCAUGCAGUUCCAAUGCUUCGCACCUGAAAUUUUAUAAGUUUUGGGAUCAGCUUGGAAGAUUCUCAGAAAUUCCUUCACACUUCAGUUUGAGUGUGAUAAUCUCAUUGUUAGUUUUUUUCUAAAAAAAAAAAAACACAUUAUUUCAAUUCCAGCAAAAUUUCUGUAGUUCUUUAACUUUGGUUAUUAUCCAGAUGUUAAUAAGAGUAAUAGUUGCACAAAAGCACUAAAUAAUCACAUGCUUCAAAUCAAGGAUGUCAAGAAACCUGAUAUAACAUAAUACUGGUCUUGAUACUGAAAUUAAAAAAUAAUCAAAUCUAUGGACCGGUGAUAAAGAGGCAGAACAAUUCAAUUCUCACUCCAUACAUGCAUGCAGCAUUGAACCCACAGAAAAAAAGAAAGACAGAAUCAACAGAAUGAUGACUAUGGAGUAUGACAGAUUAUUAAACUAUAUGAUAUUCUGAAUAUAGAAUUAAUAUAAGCUCAUUUCAUCAAAACUCAAAUUAAUUUGACGAAAUUGUCCAAAAAAAAAAACCAACUAAAUUGAUGAAAGAAGAGGGUGUUAUCCUUAUAAAAGUCUAUAUCACUAUAUACCUUCCAUUUCAUCGUGUAAAAUAACUCUUUUCCCCAAAUGAUUCAUCUUUCAUUCACAGCUAAAUCAUUAGCUUCCUUAAGGCCCAAAUAAGUAAAACUCUCAUAUUAGAUUGAACUCGCGUAAGAUUUCUGACUUACCUUUGUACUUCAUGGACCAUAGAAAAGAGGGAGAGAAUAAAGUGGAAGGUCAAUGCCAGAACUACAGCCUCCCAACAUCUGUUUGUCAUCAUAUUGUGGUGAUUUUUUUUGGAUUAAACUCUCAGACAGUACAUCAAAUGGCUGAGGUUUCCUUUUGACCUAUUAGAUAAUCUAUGUUAUGAUACAGAGUUGCCACUCCUCAUCGAGCAACAUUUUAAGACCUCAACAUCGGCCAAAGCUGAAGUGCUGAGCAACAUGCAAAUGCAGUGAAUUUUAUCUGAUUUUAAAUGAUGAAAACAAAUAAUUAGAAAAUUCAAACUUGUUUCCCAAUAAAAUCAUUCUUUUGCACACUACAUAAAAUCAUUCACAAAACAACCAUAUCCAAUAAACAGCAGAAUACUUGUCAAAAAAAAAAAAAAAAAAAAAAAAAAAA